This is a messenger RNA of Bombyx mandarina (wild silkworm), 5824 nucleotides long. RefSeq names its product 1-phosphatidylinositol 4,5-bisphosphate phosphodiesterase epsilon-1-like. NCBI's taxonomy places the organism in Eukaryota, Metazoa, Arthropoda, Insecta, Lepidoptera, Bombycidae. The record is from RefSeq and is a predicted model, not a curated record.
UUCAUUUCAUUUUACGUUGUCAAGUGCUUGUGAAAUGCGAGAAGGGUCCAAGCCUGGGCCGAGUGGUGCCUCAACGGGGCUUGGUAACGACAAUAAUGGCUUAUGGAACGAAAGCAGCUUCGAAGAGCUUACGUCUUUAAAAGCUUUGCUACAUUUCCCUGAAGAAGUUGCUUUGAGACUGACCGACACGGAAUAUCAGCUAUUUUACCAGGUUCCUCCUAUAGAUUAUCUGCGUCAAGUAACCCUAGACCUCGGAGGUGAGGGUCUCGCGGGAACCAGCGAACGGCACAUGAUCAGAAGAGUUCCUGCAACACAUCAUCAGCCCACCUCAAGCACAGUCAGCGCUCUGAUCCGAAGAUUCAACGAGGUAUCAGCGUGGGUGACGGAGCUUGUCUUGGCUAGCGGGUCACAGGAGGACCGGAAAGCGGCUCUCGCCUGCGUUCUCCGGGUAGCCCUGACCUGCUGGAACAUCGGGAAUUUCAACAGCGCCAUGGAAAUCGUCGCGGGACUGAAAUCAACGAAACUUAAAGCCUUCUGGCUGAGCGUGUCUGAUGAGCCUCUACCCUCACUGGACUUCCUCUCGGCAGCCUUGCUCUCUGCAGAAUACGAAAGGGCGUUGAGCAGAGCCCUCGCCAUGCAGGAGUGCAGAUUAAUACCAUUCUUCGGUGCCUUCCUGAGAGAACUAAGAGAGAUUUUGGCUGCAACUCCAUCUCUUACCAGCACCCCAACACACAGGAGAGACUUCAAAAGGGACUCGUUGAGAGACGAUAGGGGCUCAUUAAAAAAAGACCCGAAAAGAGAAAGCGGGAAGCGCGCAGACCAAGGCACCGCGAAUAGUUCUCCGCGGGAAAGCUGCAAAAGAGAUCCCAGGCUGAACGAACAGAAUCGACAAGUCUACAUUGCGUCGUUCGAUGAAGACGGCGACCAGGCUCCAGGGUGGAGGCGCGUUGGCCCCGAGGGUCUCGUGAACUUGGAGAAGGUUUACCGGACCCAGGCAGUGAUGGACCACAUAGCAAGCUUUCACCAGCACCACUACCUGUUGUCCAGAACCCACACGCCCGUCUUCGGAGAUUACUUAAGAACAGCUCUAGCAUCCUGCGAGGAUCCGGUCUUUUCGCAGACAGCACAGAAGACAAGCGGCUGUGACUUUGAAAACGAGGCCCUCUACGAGCUAGAAGGCGGCGGUUACAGUCCUGUUCAGCCGUUACCGCACGACCACGGAGUCACUAUGUUUCCUCUGGCCCCGCAAAAUGGAGAAAGAAUAGAUAGGCAUGUAUUGCAGAUUCUGCAUCACGGUACCACUUGCGUGGUAGGAGAUUCAGAGUGGAGCGGGAACCUAGCUCAUUUGAGGUUAGAGAGAGCCUGCGCUCUACUCUCGUGGACCAGAACAAGUCAUAGACCCCAUAGCUGUCACGGUGAAACCCCAUCAGACAACGUUCAGCAAUCUGAAGUCAGCUUCUCAUACAACCCCGAGGAAGUCAUUCCGUUGAAGUACACAGCGAAUAUACAUGAAAACGAAGCGGGGGUGGUCGGAGAAGAAGGGUUCAUCGAUCUCCAAUGCGUGAAGGACAUGAGACUGAAUGGGAGACUACUAGAUUCAAGAGACGCCUCGGAGCUGACCUCCUGCGCUAAAAGACACGGCCUGGACUGCUCCAGCGGACCCAACAUAAUCUCUCUGGUCUACGGAAGGACGUUGAGUGACAACCGCAUUGUGCAUUUCGUGCUUCCUACGUAUUCGUAUAAGGUUUGGGCUAUUGGACUUCAUUCGGUGAUCAGGGCCCUCAUGAGCCAAGAGAAACUUGCCGACAGGAGUCUGACGUGGCUGAAAAACAAAUACACGGCCUUGUACUACGAAGACGGGUGCUGUUGCGAGCCAUUGGUAUCAGACGCCAUUCGGGUCUUCGGAGGAAGAGAGUCGGCGUACGGCAGCUCUUCCCACUCGACUCCCGUGAAAGGAACAUGCUCUGAUUCUCAUACUGACUCCACCAGAAGUUCCGGGAUUAAAUUCAAGAAGAACAAGUCUACGUCAGAACUGAAGAGUUCUCCAAAGAGCUACGGGUCCCACGCCUCUGGUGCGAGAAGCGAAGACGAGAUCCAUGGUUCUCCCAGACACAGCAUGUAUUCUACGAUGAGCUACCACCACCCCUGCCCCCCACGACACAACAGCUUGACAAUGGCUUCGUCCAGCAUUGCGACUAGCUCCCCAAACAGGAGUAGCUUACGAAGAAUAGAGAACAGUGAACGUUUUUGGGAGAAUCUGAAGCACCUUCGGGCCGGAUCCGUCGGCUACGACACUCAGCUGGACUUCAUGGGCUUCGUGGCUCUGUUCAGAAGCUUCAGCUUGGCGAUGCGUUCUGAACUAAGAGAAGUCUUUGAGCAACUGGCCGUGCCAAGGCUGAACACCCAGCUCCUCGGCGAGAAGAGCAGGAGCUCACCAGAGCUGUUCCGAAACAGAGCUGUCUUUAGGACCGGCCUGCUCACAAGGAACGGGUCUUUGGACUUAGAACCGCCCACCGACAAAGCUAGCAGGAAGAAAGCCUUCGAUCUUUUGGCCGGUGCGGCCCUGCCAGGUAGUACCAGUCCUGAUGUGAGCGGGCGUGUCCUAUCGCUACCCACCCUGGGAAAGUUCUGCGAGGCCAGACAAAUGGAACCGAAAACCGAGCAGCAACUGAAGGAAAUAAUCCAGAGGCACGAACCGGACCCGUUGCUGAGGGCUGACCACUGCCUCUCCUUCGAGGGUUUCGUGAGGUUUCUAACGGACAAAGACAACUAUGCCUUCGUCCCUGAGCAGAGAAGGGCUUCUAAUUUCAACACCACUUCAAGCGAAGACGAAGGCCUGGAAAGGACCUCGAAGGACAUGACGGGGCCACUAAGCCAGUACUACAUAGCCAGCAGCCACAACACGUACCUUACUGGACAUCAGCUGAAGGGCGAAUCCUCAGUCGAGCUGUAUAGUCAGGUGUUAUUAACGGGAUGCCGUUGCGUCGAGCUGGACUGCUGGGACGGUGACGAUGGAAACCCCGUGAUCUACCACGGCCACACGUUCACGACGAAAAUUCAGUUCCGUCGAGUUGUUGAAACUAUUGCGAGGAGCGCGUUCGUUGCAUCGCCGUACCCCCUGAUCUUGAGUAUUGAGAACCAUUGCAGUCUCCCGCAGCAGCAAGUAAUGGCUAGCACAUUUGAGGCAGUUUUCGGAGACAAACUGGUCACGUCGUUUUUAUUCGAAGUCGACUAUACAGACGAACCGAGACUCCCUAGUCCGGAGCGACUAAAAUAUAAGGUCCUCAUCAAGAAUAAGAAGCUGCUGCCAUUCGAAUCGAGUCCCACAGUAGGCUUGGGGGCCAGCUCAUCCCAGGGCUACGGGGGCGUGCUGACCACCCCCAGCAGUGCGAGGACGAAUGAGAAGCCAGCCACCGCGUCACUACCAGAUAGCAACCGGACCAGUUCCGGAGUCUCCCAGCAGUCAGGAAGCUCGCUGACCGAAUACUUCUCCGACGAAGACUACGAGGAAGACGACGACGAUAUCGAUGAGAAAGAGCUCCACAAGAUCCUAAAUUCGAUGGAAGAUAAGAGCGGUAGGACGUCUCUCUCGUUCUACCAGGGCUUCCGUAGGAGCGAGGGGGACGGAGAAUCUUCAAGCGUCAAACAUUCGACCAGGAAGAGAAGCAAUCAGAUCGCCCGGGAACUUAGUGAUAUGGUCAUCUACGUUCAGGCGAUCAAGUUCCGCGGCUUGAAUCCUCUAUCACCGAAGAGUUCCAUCAGACAGCCCAAGUCCAAGGAGACGGCUCCAAGCAGCUUCGAGUCCUCCGAAAGCAGCGACAGCACCAGCGCGCAAAUAGCUCAAGGCACGAGGCCUCGCUGCCUCAACGCUCCGGCUGUCCACCACCCUUGCUACCGAUGCUCCUCAGUCAACGAAGCCAUCGGGAAGAAGAUAUGCAGGAAGCACCCAGUAGCCCUGAUCGCUCAUACGGAAACGCAACUCGUGAGGACCUAUCCAGCCGGCAUACGGAUAGACUCGUCCAACUUCGACCCGGUCACGUUCUGGGCUUGCGGCGUGCAGAUGGUCGCUCUCAACUACCAAACCGAGGACGCCGCGAUGGCCAUCAACGCCGCAAUGUACGAGAGCAACGGGUGCCUGGGCUACGUCAGGAAACCCAUAGUCAUGUGGGACCCUUCGCACAUAGCCUACAGAAGAUUCAAUCCAAUGGAUAAAGAGUUCGAUGGUAUCCACGCGUCUCACCUGACCCUGGCGGUCAUAUCCGGGCAGUACGUGGCCGAAAACGUGUACUCCUUCUACAACGCCUUCGUUGAGGUGGAGAUACUUGGAGUGCCCGCCGACUGCAGGAAGAUCAGGACCAAAGUGGCCAGGAGGAACGCUCUGAACCCCGUCUGGAAUGAAACCUUUAAUUUCAAGAUAAACUUUCCCGAGCUGGCUUUCGUUCGCUUCGAGAUAUACGACGCGGAUACCAACUACAUGUUGUCGCAACGGGUCAUCCCACUGCACUGCCUCAGACCAGGGUACCGGCACGUCCGGCUGCGGUCCCCGACCAACCAGCCGUUAAACAUGGCGUCUCUGUUCAUCUUUUCCCGCUGCUCUGAGGAGCUGGCUGGAGAGAGUUGCCGGAACGAUCUGGACUCCAAUUCUCCCCACGAAAGACUGAAGAUACAUUUCAUUGUGGUCUACGCGGUCUCAAGGAAUGAACCUUAUUCUAUUCUGAAGGUGACGCAAGAUACCACAGCUAAUGAGGCAAUAGCGCAGUGCUUAGCCAAGGGUGGUCUUUGCGGGUCGUCCCGGGGCAGCUACGUGCUAGUGGAGGAGUGCAGAGGAAACGCUCGCCAGCGGGUCCUGGCUCCUCACGAGAGGGUGCUGAGGGCUGGCAACUCUAGGCUACUCCUGAAACGAGUCGGUGACGACCCUAGCAGCAGGGCUUGGCUUACUAGCAUACGGUCAACGUCCUCGGACCGCAACAAGGAUCGCUCGGUGCCUUCGGACGAGGAGUCCACUCAGGAUGAGGAGCCUCGGCGCGCGGAUAGCUACCUGGUCUGCGUUCACAACGUCUCGCACGAGAUCCCGUACGCAAUACUCAAGGUACCUCUGGGGGCGACAGCGUCGUUUGUCGUCCACCAAGCGCUUACGAAGGCCAGAUGUCAAGAGGACCCCAAAAGAUUCGUGCUAGUUGAAGAAUUGGAGUGGGGCGGGAGAGCUGGUGGUGGACCUCAGCAAAGGGCGUUAGCUGAUGAUGAAGUGGUAUACGCAGCUCAGGCCAGCUGGAAGACCUUAGGUAGAUUUGUUCUGCAGGAGAAAGGUUCGUCGGCUCCUUUGCCGAGACACCGCGCGGCCAUCGCUAGAAUCCAAAGGGGACUUAGCAUCACAAAAGGCGCUUUUACUGGUAAUGCUGGCUUCCCGAUCGGCAGUUUCGGGUCCUCGGAGACGCCCGAAGGCAAAACUCCAGUUCAAACGGCCUAUAGCGACCCCACGCACUGCAGGAGAUUAUCAACAGCUCCUCUGGGGAAAGGGAUAGAGCGAGCCAAGGGGCACUCGGAUAAGGACUUCAGGACCUACAUGCAAAGAAGGCAGGGCUGCAGAGAGGUGCACUCCGAAGGCGAGACCGGUGGAUCCCUGGGAGCUGAAGCGUUGGCCGCCCAGGUGGCUCGCUUCAAGAGAGUCUCUUUACGGAAGCUCAGGGCUUGGCGCUCCUGAGUGUGGCAGGUUCUCCGCCGACUAGGGAACAGUCUGGCGAACCAUCGUGCGUCCCUUUCAUCUGAGCUAGGCUCCUUAUGGGAUUUCUUCAAGAUAGAGCGCGACAGGCGGAGAUCCGCGACG